This is a messenger RNA of Merops nubicus (carmine bee-eater), 127 nucleotides long. RefSeq names its product adipogenin (gene ADIG). Gene Ontology annotation, biological process: fat cell differentiation. The transcript has a single exon. The annotation marks the transcript as partial. The record is from RefSeq and is a predicted model, not a curated record. Lineage: Eukaryota; Metazoa; Chordata; Aves; Coraciiformes; Meropidae.
AUGAAGUACCCUCUGGUUCCUUUGGUGACAGAUGCGACCUUUCACAUUCUUUUCUUCUGGUUUUGUUUGCCAUUUGUAAUGCUCUUGAUGGCCAUGAUUGUCUGGCUGCAGCUUCUGCUUAAUGAAG